Messenger RNA from Oncorhynchus kisutch (coho salmon), 3825 nucleotides. RefSeq names its product transcription factor ETV6-like. The record is from RefSeq and is a predicted model, not a curated record. Gene Ontology annotation, cellular component: nucleus. Gene Ontology annotation, molecular function: sequence-specific DNA binding; DNA-binding transcription factor activity, RNA polymerase II-specific. Lineage: Eukaryota; Metazoa; Chordata; Actinopteri; Salmoniformes; Salmonidae. The transcript is spliced from 7 exons. Gene Ontology annotation, biological process: cell differentiation; regulation of transcription by RNA polymerase II. Bases 2264 to 3385 code for a protein of 373 amino acids.
AUGUAAACUUCUGACUUCAACUGUAUGUGUGUGUGUGUGUGACCUUCAAUCCUGUAAGCGUCUGUUAACGUGAAACAUUGUAUUUAUUCUAAUUUCUUGGUUGUUGUUCUAUGGCUCUAAGCUUACAUUUCAGAACCAGUGUUCAAAAUAAGAUUUUAAAAAGCAGUCAGUUGAAACAUUCAAGGGCAUAGCUGGCCCUGUUUGGUCUGUUUGAACAAUAACCUCUAUCUAGCAUGUACAUGUUCAGUGGUCUGUUUACCCAAAGAGAAGGAAAGCAUGGUAGCUGGUAGGUGUGCAUUUUAAGAUUCACAAGUGUAGCUUAUGAGGUACAGCAUUAGUACAGUACUACUCGUUGCUGCAUUUUCUAAAAGAGGGUUGGCCUUCUCAUAAAAAAAGCAUAAAUAGAAUCAGUGAAGGCGGGAACCUAUUGAAAACAAACUACAGUACAUGAGCCAGCUUGCCCCCAAUGCGCAACAUACUAUCAAACAGGUUGCGCAACUUCCUGCCCAAUAACCGAGCGUUUGAUUGGUCAUCUGUUUUCACGCUUGUUUUGACUGGAUGAAGUCCAAUCUGGCUGCAUUUGGAACACACGGUUUCUGAUGAGGUGAAGUAUGUUGUUUGCAUAUUGACCUGGAGCGAGAGAAAGAGAGGAGGGGAUGAAGUGAAGGACAGAAGCAGGGAGAGUGAGAGAAGAGAGGGUGUGAGUAGGGGAAAUGUGUAAGGUGUCACCCUCCAUGUCUGACUCACAAGGUCAAAAGGCCUCCCUUUUCCUCCGACUCUGCAUGAUGAAAAGCUAUUUUCAGUCAAGAAUGAAAGAGCAAUAUCAGCCUCUCAUUCAAGAGGUGAAUGACUAGAGAGAGGAAACGUACUUGAUGUUUUGACCAAAGUCCUGAGCUGUCAAAAGCAUGUGCAAACUUCUAUAGCAUUUACAGUACAGCACUACAUGUACAAAACAUAUUUUGUUAUUCAUUCCAGGUAAACCUGUACACACACUACUGGUCAGACAUUUAGCGGUCUACACAAUGGACACAUAUUUCCCCUGAAUGUUCUGUUUUGCCGAGAGAGGAGUUAAAGAGGUUGUGGGGUUGUGGAGGGUAACAACGAAACAAGAUAGCAGUGAUCUCAUCCGUUCUCUCCUUCAAUCAUCCCAUGCGCUUACGAGUUGCCCCGGCAACAGCGUGCAUCACUGUGUGUGUGUGUGCGCGUGCGGGGGCCUGCAAAUCCACAGAGUGAAAAUUAUGUGUCAUCAGAGAGGAUUAGUAGCCCAUGGUUUAGUCAAGGGCCUUUCGGGUGGAUUCGCCGGUCGUGUUCGAGAGUGUUUCAUCCCAUACACAAACAGACUGCACACCAGAAACCCGAGAUGGUGUCCAACAAAGACACGGAUGGUGAAACGAGAGCGGGGGCUGAAAUUGAUUUGAUCAUGAACACUGAAACAAUAAAUCUGCAGGUUCUUACACAACUGAAAUGUGAACAGGAUUGGGCAAAAAGGGAAACUUCUCUGAGCCUGUGAGGGACAGAGUAAGAUGUAGGGCUAAUCAAAAAGGCACGGUCACUCUCUUUCCUCACGCUCUUUUUCUGGCUGCCUCAGCUUGUCUCUCUCUCUGUGUGUGUGUGUGUGUGUGUGUGUGUUUGUGUCUGCUGACUCUUAAUAUCCGUUUCUCUUCCUGUUGGUCUUCUUUUUUCUACCACUUCUCCGUUAUUGUUUCUGGUUCCCAUCACUAUCUCUGUCCUCCCCUCCCUGCUCUAUCCUUUUCUCUCUCUCUGCUCUCUACUUUGCUGCUGACUGUUGAUAAACCUCACAGCGUUGCUCCCUAACCUUACCGCAGGAAGUUUCCUGUGCUGAAACGGAGCCCAUGCUGGAUCGCUUCCUGCCCAAGUGCGUUGUGGGACACGUUUGUUUGGGCCUCCCUCCCCCACUCCUUCCUCCGCUGGGCCCUGUGCAGAUGGCUUGGUCCGGCAGGCCGGAUCUCAGAGGAGUUUUGGCAGCGUUGUGCCUUCCCUCUUUUGCUCUCUCUUUCCCCUCUCUCAAUCCAGCCCUGGAGAGAACAUACCACUGCAGUGACCUCACAACCAGGUCCUCCCUGCAUGCUGUACGCAUCACUAAGGUCACGUGAUUAAGGGGUCACCCGUAGGCGACACAGCUGGUGGAUGCUAAGCAUAUGGCCUGCAGCCGGUGUUCUGGAGCAGGGAGGACGUGGGCCAGUGGUUGCGCUGGGCCGAGAGGGAGUUUGCCCUGCGUCCCAACACCAGUGGCAGUUUCCAGAUGAACGGCAAGGCCCUGCUCCUCCUCACCAAGGAGGACUUCCGCUACCGGUCGCCCCACUCCGGGGACGUCCUGUACGAGCUGCUGCAGCACAUCCUGAAGCAGAGGAAGCCGCACGCCUCCUACCCCUCCGCCUACUUCCCCGGCAACUCCUUCCACCCUCUGCCAGAGGGUGCUCUCCAGCACCACAAACUGGAAGAAACGGUACGGCGAACACCACGUGGUACAGAGCCCCAACCCCAGCACCCACCCACCAUUGAGCUCCGACACCGCUCCCGCUCUCCUCCCCGCCUCUCCCCCCUGGACCCAAACUACCCACGCCCUGGUGCCGAGGACCACCUCCAGACGUCCUCCCAGCUGCCCGACAGCAACCACCACCUGCCCGAGGACUUGUACACUCUGUCGGUGUCCCCGGCUGCCCCUAACGGCCGCUGUGCCACGCCCCGCGAAGCCCCCUGCCCAGGCAGCCCCGGGUGCCAGGACGCUGCCCCCCCUCGUGUCAUCCAGCUCAUGCCCAGCGCCAUCAUGCACCCCCUGCUGCUUAGCCCAGGGAGAGGAGGUGUCGCUGGAGACUUCAGGCACGGUCGUGGGGGGCCACCACUUCAGGCCCCCCAUGAAAAUGGGCGUGAGGGGAAGGGCCACAUCCAGCUGGCACUGGCCCACCACCAGCAACACGCUCUACAUCAGCAGGAGGAGGCGCUCUACAGGAACCACCACGUCAUUGUGCCCAUUUCGCCACCAGAGGAACAGGCAAUGCCCAUUGGACGGAUAGCAGACUGCAGGCUGCUGUGGGACUACGUCUACCAGCUCCUCUCAGACAGCCGGUACGAGAACUACAUCCGCUGGGAGGACACAGAGACUAAAGUCUUCCGCAUCAUGGACCCCAACGGCCUGGCUCGCCUGUGGGGGAACCACAAGAACAGGACCAAUAUGACGUACGAGAAGAUGUCACGAGCACUGAGACACUACUACAAACUGAACAUUAUCAGGAAAGAGCCAGGACAGAGACUCUUAUUCAGGUUCAUGAAAACCCCAGAUGAGAUUAUGAGUGGACAAACUGACAGGCUGGAGCACAUAGAGUCGGACACAGACGAUCAAAUCUACAUCAAAGAGGAAUGCUGAGGCCUCUGGGAAAUGGAGUCCACUAAAGCGAUGAACUACUACAGCCGCUGAUGCCUUUCAGAAAGCUGCUCGAACAAUCGUUUCAAACCAAGAGCGCCCGGACAUUCACUCUAUCCAAAACUCAGAGGAACUUGAUGGUGACGUCUCUAGAUUUCCUUCUUUUAAAACUUUAUAAGAUUUUCUUUCCAGACAAAUCUUAUCAGUUGUUUUCUGUCUUAAUGCAAGGAGUUCAAAGGACCUGGUGAGAAGUAUAUCUCAUAAGACAUUCCUUUUCCCUGAACUGCCACAGCAAAUCAAUCAUUUCAUGCUUGUCAUUGUUGAUUUUUCUUCCCCAUGUGUGCAUUAACUAUAAGAAAAUGUUGCAAUUUGUGCAACUAAUGGGAGGGGGUGUGUAGCUGGAACGUUUUCACCACAGAAUAAAUCUUUUUGAUCAAUUUGUA